GUAACUUCCGGCGCGGAGGGGCGGAGUGCGGCGCCCGUCUGAGGCAGCAGCUGGGAAAGCUAGGGGAGCGGCCGGCUGGCCGGCGGGUGCCAGCCGCCAUGGAGGCUGUUCCCCGCAUGCCCAUGAUCUGGCUGGACCUGAAAGAGGCCGGUGACUUCCACUUUCAGCCAGCCGUGAAGAAGUUUGUCCUGAAGAAUUAUGGUGAGAAUCCAGAAGCCUACAAUGAGGAACUGAAGAAGCUGGAGUUGCUCAGACAGAAUGCUGUUCGUGUCCCUAGGGACUUUGAGGGCUGCAGCGUCCUCCGCAAGUACCUGGGCCAGCUCCACUACCUGCAGAGUCGGGUCCCCAUGGGCUCGGGCCAGGAGGCUGCCGUUCCUGUCACUUGGACUGAGAUCUUCUCAGGCAAGUCUGUGGCCCAUGAGGACAUCAAGUACGAGCAAGCCUGUAUUCUCUAUAACCUUGGGGCGCUGCACUCCAUGCUGGGAGCCAUGGACAAGCGGGUAUCUGAGGAGGGCAUGAAGGUCUCCUGCACUCAUUUCCAGUGUGCGGCAGGCGCCUUCGCCUACCUACGUGAGCACUUCCCUCACGCCUACAGCGUUGACAUGAGCCGUCAGAUCCUCACUCUCAAUGUCAACCUCAUGCUGGGCCAGGCUCAAGAGUGCCUUCUGGAGAAGUCCAUGUUGGACAACAGGAAGAGCUUUCUGGUGGCCCGCAUCAGUGCACAGGUGGUGGAUUACUACAAGGAGGCAUGCCGGGCCUUAGAGAACCCUGACACUGCCUCGCUGCUGGGCCGGAUCCAGAAGGACUGGAAGAAGCUUGUACAGAUGAAGAUCUACUACUUUGCGGCUGUGGCUCAUUUACAUAUGGGCAAGCAGGCUGAGGAGCAGCAGAAGUUUGGGGAGCGGGUCGCCUACUUCCAGAGUGCCCUGGACAAGCUCAAUGAAGCCAUCAAGCUGGCCAAGGGCCAGCCUGACACUGUGCAAGAUGCACUUCGCUUUGCCAUGGAUGUCAUCGGGGGAAAGUACAAUUCUGCCAAGAAGGACAAUGAUUUCAUCUACCACGAGGCUGUCCCAGCACUGGACACCCUUCAGCCUGUAAAAGGUGCCCCCUUGGUGAAGCCCUUACCAGUGAACCCCACAGAUCCCGCUGUUACAGGCCCUGACAUCUUUGCCAAACUGGUACCCAUGGCUGCCCAUGAAGCCUCAUCGCUGUACAGUGAGGAGAAGGCCAAGCUGCUUCGGGAGAUGAUGGCCAAGAUUGAGGAGAAGAAUGAGGUCCUGGACCAGUUCAUGGAUUCACUGCAGCUGGAUCCUGAGACAGUGGACAACCUUGACAUCUACAGUCACAUCCCACCCCAGCUCAUGGAGAAGUGUGCGGCUCUCAGCGUCCGGCCUGACACUGUCAGGAACCUCGUCCAGUCCAUGCAGGUGCUGUCAGGUGUGUUCACGGAUGUGGAGGCCUCCCUGAAGGACAUAAGGGACCUGCUGGAGGAGGAUGAGCUGCUAGAACAGAAGUUGCAGGAGGCAGUGGGCCAGGCGGGAGCCAGCACAGCAGUCUCCAAGGCCGAAUUGGCCGAGGUGAGGCGAGAGUGGGCCAAGUACAUGGAGGUCCACGAGAAGGCCUCCUUCACCAACAGUGAGCUGCACCGUGCCAUGAAUCUGCACGUCGGCAACCUGCGCCUGCUCAGUGGGCCGCUGGACCAGGUCCGGGCUGCCCUGCCCACACCAGCCCUCACCCCAGAGGACAAAGCGGUGCUGCAGAACCUGAAGCGCAUCUUGGCCAAGGUGCAGGAGAUGCGGGACCAGCGCGUGUCCCUGGAGCAGCAGCUGCGUGAGCUUAUCCAGAAGGAUGACAUCACUGCCUCACUGGUUACUACGGAGCACUCAGAGAUGAAGAAACUGUUCGAGGAGCAGCUGAAGAAGUACGACCAGCUGAGGGUGUACUUGGAGCAGAACCUGGCUGCCCAGGACAAUGUCCUCCGGGCACUGACAGAGGCCAACGUGCAGUAUGCGGCCGUGCGGCGGGUGCUCAGCGAACUGGACCAAAAGUGGAACUCUACGCUUCAGACCCUGGUGGCCUCCUAUGAAGCCUAUGAGGACCUGAUGAAGAAGUCCCAGGAGGGCAAGGACUUCUAUGCAGACCUGGAGAGCAAGGUGGCCGCUCUCUUGGAACGGGCUCAGUCCAUCUGCCAGGCCCGCGAGGCUGCCCGCCAGCAGCUCCUGGACAGGGAGCUGAAGAAGAAGCCACCACCACGGCCCACAGCCCCAAAGCCACUGCUGCCCCGCAGGGAGGAGGGUGAGGCAGUGGAGACAGGGGACCUGCCUGAGGAGCUACGCAGUCUGCCCCCCGACACCUUCCUGGGAACCGCUGCCCCGCUCCACUUCCUUCCCAGUCCCUUCCCCAGUUCUGCUGGCCCAGGACCCCAUUAUCUGUCAGGCCCCUUACCCCCUGGUACCUACUCAGGCCCCACCCAGGUGUUGCAGCCUAGGGCCCUCCAAGCCCCAGGGCACCCUGCGGUGGCCAUGGCACCUGGACCUGCCCUCUACACACCCCCGACGUACACACCAGAGCUGGGCCUUGUGCCCCGAUCCUCACCGCAGCAUGCUGUGGUGAGCAGUCCCUAUGGUGGGGUAGGGCCCCCUCAACCAGUUGCAGGUCUGCCCUCAGCCCCACCUCCCCAGUUCUCUGGCCCCGAGUUGGCCAUGGGGGUUCGGCCAGCCACCACCACAGUAGAUAGCGUCCAGGCCCCCAUCUCCAGCCACACAGCACCACGGCCAAACACCACCCCUGCUCCUCCCCCGCCUUGCUUCCGGGCCCCACCACAGCCACUGCCCAUGCCCUAUACCUACCCUAUAGGGACCAAGCAACCCCUAACCGCAUCACCAGCCCAGCACCACUUUUCUCCUGGGAUCCCCACAGGUUUUUCAGCCCCGAGGAUUGGGCCCCAGCCUCAUCCCACACCAGCGGCGUUUGGGCCCCAGCCUCCCCAGCAGCCCCUUCCACUCCAACAUCCACACCUCUUCCCACCGCAGGCUCCAGGACUGGUACCCGCCCAACCCCCUUACCCUUUUGCUCCUCAGCCUGGUGUCCUGAGGCAGCCACCACCUACAGUGCAUACCCAGCUCUACCCAGGUCCCUCUCAGGACCCUCUGCCCCCCAACUCAGGGGCUCUGCCUUUCCCUAGCCCUGGGCCCCCUCAGCCUCCUCAUCCCACCCUGGCAUAUGGUCCUGCUCCUUCCCCCAGGCCCCUGGGCCCCCAGGCAGCCCCCCUCUCCAUUCGAGGCCCUCCGCCUGCCAGCCAGCCCACCCCCACUCCCCACCUGGUGCCUUCACCUGCCCCAUCACCAGGGCCUGGCCCAGUAACUCCUCGGCCCCCUGUAGCAGAGCCACCCCCAGGUCUGCGCCGAGGCGCUGCAGCUGCCGCUGCAGAUCUGCUCUCCUCCAGCCCCGAGAGUCAGCAUGGAGGCACUCAGCCUCCUGGGGGUGGGCAGCCCCUGUUGCAGCCUACAAAGGUGGAUGCAGCUGAGGGCCGGCGGCCACAGGCCCUGCGGCUGAUCGAGCGGGACCCCUAUGAGCACCCCGAGAGGCUACAGCAGUUACAACAAGAGCUGGAGACCUUUCGGGGACAGCUAGGCGACGUGGGGGCUCUGGACGCUGUCUGGCGGGAGCUGCAAGAGGCACAAGAGCACGAUGCCCGGGGCCGCUCCAUCGCCAUUGCCCGCUGCUACUCACUGAAGAACCGGCAUCAGGAUGUCAUGCCCUAUGACAGCAAUCGUGUGGUGCUGCGCUCUGGCAAGGAUGACUACAUCAACGCCAGCCGCGUGGAGGGACUCUCGCCGUACUGCCCACCCUUGGUGGCCACCCAGGCCCCCCUGCCUGGCACAGCUGCUGACUUCUGGCUCAUGGUGCACGAGCAAAAAGUGUCAGUCAUUGUCAUGCUGGUGUCCGAGGCCGAGAUGGAGAAGCAAAAGGUGGCACGCUACUUCCCCACCGAGAGGGGCCAGCCCAUGGUGCACGGUGCCCUGAGCCUGGCUCUGAGCAGUGUCCGCACCACCGAGACCCACGUGGAGCGGGUACUAAGCCUGCAGUUCCGAGACCAGAGCCUCAAGCGCUCGCUCGUGCACCUCCAUUUCCCCACUUGGCCUGAGUUAGGCCUGCCCGACAGCCCUGGCAACCUGCUACGCUUCAUUCAGGAGGUGCAUGCUCAUUACCUGCACCAGCGACCCCUGCACACGCCCAUUGUCGUGCACUGCAGCUCUGGGGUGGGCCGCACAGGAGCCUUCGCGCUGCUCUAUGCGGCUGUGCAGGAGGUGGAGGCUGGAAAUGGGAUCCCUGAGCUGCCUCAGCUGGUGCGGCGCAUGCGGCAGCAGAGGAAACACAUGCUGCAGGAGAAACUGCACCUCAGGUUCUGCCAUGAGGCGGUGGUGAGACAUGUGGAGCAGGUCCUGCAGCGCCAUGGCGUGCCCCCUCCGUGCAGACCCUCUGCCUGCACAAGCAUCAGCCAGAAGAAUCACGCUCCUCAGGACUCCCAGGACCUGGUCCUGGGUGGGGACGUGCCCAUCAGCUCCAUCCAGGCCACUAUCGCCAAGCUCAGCAUCCGGCCUCCUGGGGGCUUAGAUUCCCCGGCUGCCAGCCUGCCAGGCCCUGUAGAGCCCCCAGGCUUGCCCCCAGCCAGCCUCCCAGAGUCCACCCAGCUCCCGUCCUCCUCCCCACCCCCUCUCUCUUCACCCCUGCCCGAGGCCCCGCAGCCUGAGGACGAGCAGCCAGUACCUGAGGUCCCCAGCCUGGGGCCCCCUUCCUCUUCCCUGGAGCUGCUAGCCUCCCUAACUCCCGAGGCCUUCUCCCUGGACAGCUCCCUGAGGGGAAAGCAGCGGAUGAGCAAGCAGAACUUCCUGCAGGCCCAUAAUGGGCAGGGUCUGCGGGCUGCCCGGCCCACUGAUGAUCCCCUCAGCCUUCUGGAUCCGCUCUGGACACUCAACAAGACCUGAACAGGCUUUGCCUGUUUGGUCCUUACACUGCACAUCAUCUCCCACACCUGUCUGCCCUCUUGGGGUGGGGCCAGUCUUACUCCCAUUCCUGCUGCCUUCAAGCCCUACCUGGCCCAGCCCGCACCUCUGGGAUGGAGAUGCAUCGUGGGCCAGGUUCUGCUCCUUUGUGGGACCUGACAUUUUUCAGCUCUUUGCUAUGGAAUAAACCAACCUGUUAUAUCGCC
Vicugna pacos (alpaca) is the source of this 5212-nucleotide messenger RNA. It is a transcript of the gene PTPN23, whose product is annotated as protein tyrosine phosphatase non-receptor type 23. NCBI's taxonomy places the organism in Eukaryota, Metazoa, Chordata, Mammalia, Artiodactyla, Camelidae. Gene Ontology annotation, biological process: protein transport to vacuole involved in ubiquitin-dependent protein catabolic process via the multivesicular body sorting pathway; protein dephosphorylation; endocytic recycling. The record is from RefSeq and is a predicted model, not a curated record. Gene Ontology annotation, cellular component: endosome. Gene Ontology annotation, molecular function: protein binding; protein tyrosine phosphatase activity.